Molecule: messenger RNA, 2150 nt
Organism: Mustela erminea (ermine)
Lineage: Eukaryota; Metazoa; Chordata; Mammalia; Carnivora; Mustelidae
Gene: TRUB1
Product: TruB pseudouridine synthase family member 1
Exons: 8
Coding region: 60-1112 (350 amino acids)
Biological process (GO): mRNA pseudouridine synthesis; tRNA modification
Cellular component (GO): mitochondrion
Molecular function (GO): pseudouridine synthase activity; RNA binding
Source: RefSeq, a predicted model, not a curated record
CUCCUGUUGCGUCAUUAGAGUGCGACUCCAGACACAAAACAGGACUGGGCUACAAAAGUAUGGCAGCUGUUGAGGCGGCGGUGGUAUCGUCGUCGUCUUUGGAAACAGACAGAGCCCUGGUCCCUGAAACUGCAGGAACAGGCGCAGCAACGGCCGCCACCCCACCAGCGACGGCCGCAGCUGCGGCCGUUGCAGCCUCUGCCAGAACCGGAUCCGAAGCCAGGGUCUCCAAGGCCGCUUUGGCUACUAAGCUGCUGUCCCUGAGCGGCGUGUUCGCCGUGCACAAGCCCAAAGGGCCCACUUCAGCCGAGCUGCUGAAUCGGCUGAAGGAGAAGCUGCUAGCAGAAGCUGGAAUGCCUUCUCCAGAAUGGACCAAAAGGAAAAAGCAAACUUUGAAAAUUGGACAUGGAGGCACGCUAGACAGUGCAGCCCGAGGAGUUCUGGUGGUUGGAAUUGGAAGGGGAACAAAAAUGUUGACCAGUAUGUUGUCAGGGUCCAAGAGGUAUAUUGCCAUUGGAGAACUGGGGAAAGCUACCGACACACUGGAUUCUACUGGGAAAGUAACAGAAGAAAAACCUUAUGAUAAAAUAACACAAGAAGAUAUUGAAGGCAUUCUACAGAAAUUUACUGGGAAUAUAAUGCAAGUACCUCCCCUCUAUUCUGCAUUAAAGAAAGAUGGACAGAGACUUUCAACCUUAAUGAAGAGAGGCGAAGUAGUAGAAGCAAAACCCGCCAGGCCUGUUACCGUAUACAGUCUCUCCCUUCAAAAAUUCCAGCCACCAUUUUUCACAUUAGAUGUUGAAUGUGGAGGAGGUUUUUAUAUCAGAAGCUUGGUCAGUGACAUUGGCAAAGAACUCUCUUCCUGUGCCAAUGUCCUCGAGCUGACCCGAACCAAACAGGGACCAUUUACACUAGAAGAGCAUGCCCUUCCCGAAGACAAAUGGACGAUUGAUGACAUUGCACAGUCUCUGGAACAUUGCUCAUCACUUCUCCCAGCAGAGCUGGCACUUAAGAAAUCAAAACCCGAGGAUUCUAAUGAACAAGUUUUGAGCUGUGAAUAUAUAACUCUGAGUGAGACAAAGGGAGAAGACGAUGUCAUUAAGACAUCUUAAGAUUGGUUUGGGAUUGUCAUCAUUUCUUGGUUGACAUUUGAAUCCUGUGUGCAGAAUGACAAGCUACGUGCAAAAGACAACUAUGUCUCCCCCUCUCCCCCGCAUGAUUUUUUUUUGUGUGAAGAAAAACGUCCAUCAUUUACAGUUUCUGUCGUGUACACUUUAUCUGCUCAUUAUAAAUAAGCUUGCGGUUCGUUCGGUUCUUUGCUUUACUACGAAGUGUUCUUUUAGGAUGUUAUUAUGUUGUUAGAUUGGAUUCAGGAAAAUCAGAUCUUCUGAUUUUGAUCUUUCUUCAAAGUCUUUUCCCGGAAAAAGUUGAGCACAUACUCUAAUCAGAGAAAAAGGAAACUCAAGCUACGUGUUUCUUUGGUGUCACAAAAGUGAAUGUGAAUUAGUGUUACUUUGACUUUAUUUUGACUUUCUAGUGGUUCUGUUGUAUUGAAUUCCUUAUAUUUGAAAAGGCCAUUAUUUAACUCAUGUUUUGAAGUUUACAGUUAUUGAGAACAUUUAUUUGAUAAGGCUGUACUACCCUGGUAAUAGGUAUGUUUGUUUAGAUCUCAGAAACGAAUAAACUUUUAUAAUAAAUAUUUGUAACUAGAUUAUUGCUGCUACCACUAACAGAAUGUAAAUAUAAAUAGGAGACUAAAGAUUUAAUUAGAUUCACCUCUACUAUGAGUGCAAAGGACAGCCCUGUGGCUUAUAUUUUGGAUUUGUGUGAUCUUUCCUGAUGAUUUCAUCAAGAUAGUAAACCACCCUGUACCAAGUUAUUAAGUAGCAUAAUUUUUUAAAAGUAAGCUAAAGAAUGUGUCUUCAGUUUAGAAUUUCUUUUCUCUAUUUUUUAGUAUUUACACCUAUACGGGGCAUUAAUCCCCAUGACACUGGUUUUUGGUUUUUCUUUUUUUUUUUUUUUAGUUUGUUGUUUCAAAUUACAUUUGUAGAUAUUGAGGUAGCUGCUCUGAAUUUCCAUUUACUCUCUUCUGCUCUAAAUAUUUUAAAAACAGCUAUUCUCAUUUUCUUUUUCUUUUUAAAGAUCAUUUA